AUGGCGUGUGAAAACCAAAGUUCUCUGGCUGAGUUUGUCCUCUUGGGCAUUCCAUACCCUAAAGAGUUACACGCUCCAGUCUUCCUCUUCUUCCUGCUCAUCUAUUUGCUGACUAUCUCUGGGAACAGCCUGGUUAUCCUGGCUGUGGCAUCCAAGACACAGCUGCAGAAGCCAAUGUACUGGUUCCUCCGUCACUUAGCCAUCUUGGACAUCUCAAUGUCCUCCGUGAUCGUUCCCAAGAUGAUUGCUGGAUUGGUUGAAGGUGGCCAGAGCAUCUCCUUGAGUGGUUGCAGGCUCCAGCUCUUCUGCUACCACUUCCUGGGCUGCUCUGAAUUCUUCCUGUACACCGUGAUGGCCUAUGACCGUUUCCUGGCCAUCUGCAGACCACUCCAUUACAGCACCAUCAUGAAUCCCAGAGCAUGCUUCUGCCUUUCUCUGGGGGCAUGGUUUGGCGGCUGUCUCCACUCUAUCAUCGAAACCACCAUCACUUUCCGGUUGCCUUAUGGCCUGAACAACGAGAUUGGCUACAUCUUCUGUGACAUACCUGCCCUGUUGAAGCUGGCCUGUGCUGACACGACAUUCAACGAGGUGUUUACUUUGAUUGAUACUGGUUUGGUGGCCGUAAUGUGCAUCUUCCUGAUUCUGAUGACUUAUGCGUACAUUCUCUCCGCUGUUCUGAAGAUCCGCUCUGUCGAAGGGCGUCGACGGGCUUUCUCCACCUGUGCUGCCCACCUCGUUGUGGUGCUAAUCUGCUAUGUGCCUCUUGCUUUCAACUAUCUGCGCCCAGGGGCUCAGGAUCUCCUCAGUGGGGUGAUAGGUGUCUUCUACACCUCAGUGACCCCUCUCCUCAACCCUCUCAUCUAUACACUCAGAAACCAAGAGAUGAAAGAUGCCAUCUUUAGGCUGAAGGACAGGAAGCCAUAG
Euleptes europaea (tarantolino) is the source of this 924-nucleotide messenger RNA. RefSeq names its product olfactory receptor 10G6-like. Gene Ontology annotation, molecular function: olfactory receptor activity; G protein-coupled receptor activity. Bases 1 to 924 code for a protein of 307 amino acids. Gene Ontology annotation, cellular component: membrane. The record is from RefSeq and is a predicted model, not a curated record. Lineage: Eukaryota; Metazoa; Chordata; Lepidosauria; Squamata; Sphaerodactylidae. Gene Ontology annotation, biological process: G protein-coupled receptor signaling pathway. The transcript has a single exon.